Molecule: messenger RNA, 1107 nt
Organism: Panonychus citri (citrus red mite)
Lineage: Eukaryota; Metazoa; Arthropoda; Arachnida; Trombidiformes; Tetranychidae
Exons: 1
Coding region: 1-1107 (368 amino acids)
Source: RefSeq, a predicted model, not a curated record
AUGAGUUCGAGAAGUAGCGCUUCUGAAUCAGAGGCAACCCCACGGAGAGAUUCUUUCGAAAGUGGAUCUUCAAGGAGAGUUGAGACUUCGUUGUCUCCUGCAAGUUCACGAUCAUCUGUGGUCUCUCGAACUCCAUCUCCAUGUCCAUCUCCAAGGCCGGUUGCUGGAAACUCUUCUUUACUCUCUACCACCGGCGGGACCAGUUCGGGCAACCAAACACCCUCUCAGUUGUUGACUCAACUUCGAGAGUUGGUUGAAAGUGAACUCAAAUGUGCUAUUUGUCAACAGUUGAUCCAUCACGCUGUUAAUAUCAAUUGUUCACACACCUUUUGUAGCGGAUGUUUUACCCAAUGGAGAAAUCAUAAUGGGCAGUGUCCCGUUUGUCGCGAAAAUUAUUCUAACCGGUCAAGAGUUUUACUGGUCGACAAUUUGAUAGAUCGAUAUUGUCAAUUGUUUAAUAUUAAAAGAGAGCGACGGUCACCGAAUACAAGCCCAGCAAUGAGUACAGCAAGUUCAGCGGAAACUAAUGAAUCUUGGGGAUCCGCUGUCAUUUGGCCUGAUUCACUUACUCGGACUGUUGCGGCUCCUAGUGUUAGGAAUACUGGUAUGAAUACAUCACCCAUUUCAUCUUCUCGUGCUAGUGUUGUUUCAAGUAAUUCUGGUUCUCAGGCGAUUAGUCGUCAAUCAGUUAGUUCGAGAAGUGAUAACAUGUCAGCAUCUCCGGUGAGACAUGAUAUUGUUCAAAGAGCUCGUAGACUUUCAGGUCCUCGUCUACGACAAAAUCAAACUCAAACUCUAACUCAAUCUCGACCAAGAGGUAGAGGUAGAGGUCAAUCAAGAGGCCAAAGGAGAGGUGCAAGAAGAGCUAGAGCUGGACUGAGAGGAAGACGUGGUGUCUCAUUAGAAUUGCAACAGUUGAACGAUCCAAGAUUUCGACCACGGCCAAGACCACGAAGACAACAACAACGAGCCCAGAAUUUGUCGAGCCAAGAACGAUCUUCAUCUGAUGAAAUUUCAUCGCCGUUCAUUAGUUCAACUGUUAGCAGAGCUCAAAGAGGAAAUCAGUCCAGAGAUGAACAUGACUCCAGCGAUGAUUCCAGCGAUUAA